Castor canadensis (American beaver) is the source of this 2099-nucleotide messenger RNA. RefSeq names its product lymphotoxin beta receptor (gene Ltbr). The record is from RefSeq and is a predicted model, not a curated record. Gene Ontology annotation, molecular function: ubiquitin protein ligase binding. Gene Ontology annotation, biological process: immune response; positive regulation of canonical NF-kappaB signal transduction; hematopoietic or lymphoid organ development. Lineage: Eukaryota; Metazoa; Chordata; Mammalia; Rodentia; Castoridae.
UCCACUCCCACUUCCUGAGCCUGGCCGCUGGAGGCCUGGAGGCCAGGCCCGGCCGCUCCCGGCCCCCCGGGGCACGUCGGCCCAGCCGCUGGGCUUGGGAAGUCGCCACCGUCGCUGCUUAGGACAUCCGGGCUUCCCACCUUCCUCCCAGGCCUCCACCCGCCUGGUCAACUGGCCAAAGGGCCCGCCAUGCGUCUGCCUGGGGCCACCUCUCCCCGCGGCCUGGCCUGGGGGCUACUCCUGCUGGGCCUUUGUGGCCUCCUGGCUACAUCCCAGGCCCAGCUGGUACUCCCAUACCGCAUGGAAAACCAAACCUGCUGGGACCAGGAAAAGCAGUACUACGAGGCCAAGCAUGGGGUCUGCUGCUCCCGCUGCCCGCCAGGCAAGUAUGUCUCAGCUGAAUGCAGCCACAGCCAGAACACACUUUGUGGCACAUGCCCUGAAAAUUCCUACAAUGAACACUGGAAUCACCUCCUCUUCUGCCAGAUGUGCCGCCCCUGUGACACAGUGCUAGGCUUCGAGGAGGUUGCCCCUUGCACCAGCAAUCGCAAAACCGAGUGCCGCUGCCAGCCAGGAACGUACUGCGUCUUUAGGGGCUCUGAGUGCAUGCAUUGCCAGCCACUUUCGAAGUGCCCACCUGGCACUGAAGCUGAGAUUAAAGAUGAAGUUGGGGAAGCUAACAUCAACUGUGUCCCCUGCAAGGCAGGGCACUUCCAGAACACCUCCUCCCUCAGCGCCCGAUGCAAGCCCCACACCAGGUGUGAAGAUCAGGGCCUGGUGGAGGCAGCUCCAGGCACCCAUGAGUCUGACACAGUCUGCAGAAAUCCGCCAGAGCCACUGCCCCCCAAGAUGACAGGAAUGAUGUUGCUAGCCAUCCUGCUGCCACUGGCCUUUCUGCUUCUUGCCACCAGCCUUGCCUGUGCCUGGAAGAGCCACCCCUCUCUCUGCAGAAAGCUGGGGUCGCUGCUCAAGAGGCGUCCACAGGGAGAGGACUCCCCCUCCUGCCCUGCUCCAAAAGUUAACCAUUUCCCUGACCUGGUAAAGCCACUUCUGCCUGAUCCUGGAGACUUGCUCCCAGCCCCUGUUGGGCCCCCAACGAGCCCAGUUUUGGACAAAGUGACAGUACAACAGCAGAGUCCUCUGGUCCCAGCCAGAGAGCCAGAGCCUGAAGCUGGAGAUCAGGGCCAGGUGGCCUCUGGGGCAAAUGGCAUUCAUGUCACUGGAGGCUCUGUGACUGUCACUGGCAACAUUUACAUCUACAAUGGGCCAGUGCUGGGAGGAGCACGGGGUCCUGGAGACCCCCCAGCUCCCCCUGAACCUCCGUACCCCACUCCGGAAGAGGGUGUUCCAGGCUCUUCAGAGCUCUCUACGCCCUACCAGGAGGAUGGCAAAGCCUGGCAUCUGGCUGAGACAGAGCACUCGGGUGCCACGCCCUCUAACAGGGGCCCAAGUUGCCAAUUAGUCACCAUGCCUGACAGUGUCUGGGAAAAGCAAAGAGAAGAGAGGCUCAAGAGCACCUUCUCCCCGAAGGCUGCCCCACCCACACAGGACUCACCAGGGGCCUGGGUAGGGCUCUGCCUCUCGGGAACAUUGCCUCAGACACCUCUUCGAGAGCAGGGCCAGGCACUAGCUGGGCACAGAGCCCACCACAGGACUCCCACCACUGCCUGAGCAAGCCUGAGACCUGAUUGCAGACCCACCUGCCCACCAGGGCUGCACCUGCCCUGCCUCAGGCACGGACAGGGCAUGUGACACUAACUGCUGUCCACCAUGGCACUCUGCACCCUAAGCAUGGCACAGAGGGGAGCUGGUCACAUGGUCACUUGCAAAGACAUCACCAGGACCACUGAAGGAUUUGUGGUGCUCACCCCAAACUUUGGAGGCCCUGGGGCGGUCUAUGCUUCACAUGGACUGAGGUGGACCCGGAUGAAGAUGAAGCUAUGUAGAAGACCAUCCCUCCCUGAUAUCCUGGAGGAGAGGAAACACUCUGACUCAGUAAGAACCAGGGGGGUUGGUAGGGAUUACCAGAUUGGGGGAGAGGCUGGGAGGGGGAAGAAAAUGACAAGUGUAUUUAUAAAUUGUAACCACAUGCAAAUAAA